GGUGAAGCCCGCCGCCGCAGCUGAUGUCAACAUGGCGGAGGGUUUCGUGUGAUCGACGUUUGCUCUCAGUUUACUUCGCUUUGUGAUGCGUCCCCGUGUUGUUUUUCAUCGUGUCCAGCGUCACAAGUGAUCGCCCAAGCACUCAGAAAUCCAAAGCUAGCAGACGACCCCAACGAACGUGAACUGCCAUUGGCCGCGCGGCCCGACGCCAUGGAGUCCCUGUUUGGACCGGACUCCGGUUCGGAGGACUUGUGGCUCCCUCCCGAGGCUGCUGAGGGCAACGUGGAGUACAAGCUGAAGCUGGUCAGCCCUUCGCAGAGCCGCCUCGAACACCUCGUAACGCAAAUGAAGUGGAGGUUACGUGAAGGACAAGGGGAAGCCAUCUACGAGAUUGGAGUGGAGGACGGUGGCCUGCUGGUGGGGCUCAGCCCCCAGGAGAUGAAGGCCUCCCUGGGGACGCUCUACCGGAUGGCCGACAAGCUCGGCGCCACGCUCACCGUCCUCAGGGAACGCACGGUCAGCCGUUCAGGGGAUCAGCCUCCCCGCAAGGCAGCCGAGGUACUGGUGCGGAAGGUGCCGGAAGACCAGCAGACGAUUGAGAUCCGGGUGGCCGUGCUGGGCAACGUAGACGUGGGCAAGAGCACCGUCCUCGGGGUCCUCACUCAGGGAGAACUGGACAACGGCCGGGGGAGCGCCAGGCUCAACCUCUUCAGGCAUCUGCACGAGAUCCAGACAGGCCACACAUCGUCCAUCAGCCGCGAGAUCCUGGGCUUCACCAGCCAGGGGCAGCCCGUCACGUACGGCCAGUGCCGAACCCCAGAGGAACUUUGUGAGCUCUCGUCCAAGCUGAUCACCUUCAUCGACCUCGCGGGGCACCACAAGUACCUCCGAACCACAGUCUUCGGUCUUACAGGCCACUCCCCGCACUUCGUGAUGCUGGUGGUGAACGCGUCCAGCGGCAUGACCGGCACGGGCAGGGACCACCUCUUGUUGGCACUGGCGCUCCAGGUGCCGCUGGCCAUUGUGGUCAACAAGGUGGACACCGUAGGGUCGGCAACCCUGGCCAAGACCCUGGCCCAGCUGCACACCCUCCUCAAGGGUCCUGCUUGCAAGAAGCUACCCCUGGAGGUGCUUACGGAAGACGACGCCCUGACGGCGGCGGCCAGGCUCCGCGAGGAGAGCGUGGUGCCCGUGUUCCUGGUGUCGUGCGUCCACGGCGACGGGCUGCGCCUGCUCUACACCUUCCUCAACGUGCUUCCGCCGGGGCACGGGCCCAAGGAGCGCGACGGACUCAUGCGCAUGACCCCCGAAUUCCAGAUUGACGAGACCUUCCAGGUGCCAGACGUCGGCACCGUGGUCGGUGGCCUCCUGACCCGCGGAGUGCUCCGAGAGGACGACCGACUGCUGGCGGGCCCCGCCAACGACGGCACUUUCUAUCCCGUCAGGGUGCUGUCCGUGCAACGCAACAGGGUUCCGUGCCGGUUAGUGAGGGCGGGCGAGAGCGCCACCCUGGCGCUGGCUCCCAGCGCAGGUGCCGUUCUUCGGCGAGGCACGGUGCUGUGCCACGCGGACUCGCGCCCCGUGGCUGCCCGGCUGUUCCGCGCUCGAGUCCGCGUCCUCAGCCAUCCGGGGCGCCUGUCCGUCGGAUUCCAGGCCAUGGUGCAAGUCGGGAACGUGCAGCAGACGGCGGUGGUCGUCGGGGUGCGUGGCGGCUCCAGCGCCACCCUGGGCUGCACCGACCGGGGCGUCCUUCUCUUCAAAUUCGUCCGGCAGCCCGAGUGCCUGCGGCAGGGCUCCCGCCUCCUCUUCCACCAGGGCCAGGCCAAGGGCAUCGGGAGGGUGCUCCAGGUCUACCCCCUUCAGGUCUCCACCUCAUCCGCGCCCCACUGAAGCUUCGCAACCCUCUUGUCACUGAACCAGCUGAACCAACCCCACCGCUUCACGCUUCGUGAUACAACGCAUCUACAACACUAUUUGCCGGGAUCCACUAAGUCAUCUCCUUCGCCGGGUUCGUUUUAGAGGAGGCGAUGACGUACAGUGAGCUGCUUCGUGUGCCGUUUCGUUGCCGCUCUUUCUCACAUUGGGGAGAAGUCUUUAUUAUUUUUUUUUACCUUGUCGAGACUCGCGAUGGCGCGACAUACGUCGUCUCGCUGCCGGUUGCGUCUGCCGUGUUGUUGGUUCGUGGUCCCCCCCUCCCGCAGCUUUGUCAUUUCAAGUGAGAGCCACGGAGUUUGGUUGCCUGCGUCGUCUGCUCUUGCGUUGGUAGCGGUGUGUCAUUUUUGGGAAACGGCCAUCCAGCAACUCGUUUUAUCAAUGUCGUCAUCUGGUUGCUCUGUUGCUGGUGUCGAGCAGACGGCGGUGCGGGCAAAGUGGACAGUGGUGUUCUAUACUCUGUUUCACCUUAUAAAGGACCACAAAGGACGCUACUAUGAGCCGUUUAAACCAGUUGAAUGCUUUAGGAGUGUCAUGCGGCCCUCGUCACGUAAUUGCGUGAUAGGUUCACAGCACUGGAUUAUCUGGGAUGGCUCGUAGCGUGUGAUGCAGUUCAUCGUGAGCCAAAACGGAGAAUAGCUGCAUGUGUCGUCUGUUCUGGGGCUCCAGCUAUCUCAUUAUGUUACGAAAAACUUGUUACAAACCAGUGCAUAUUGUCUUCACAAAUUUAAAAAAGGCGUGAAAAACAUAAGGACAAGCAAAGAUGAACACAGAUGCACCGUUGUGUCUGUCUUUGUCAUCUACUUCUGAUUGUGUUUCUUGCACUGUUAUUUUUUUUUUUUUUUUAUAUUAUGAAACAUGUGCCUACUUGCCCAACUACAAACAGUGCAUCUUCUCAGAACCAUCUUUGAAUGGAUUGUUCUUUGAUGUCUUUAGCAGACGACGGUUGUGCAUGUUUGUCAUAUGGCCUGCUAACUUUGGGGACUUCUGUUUUUAUCCUUUUGUGUUUUCUCGGUCUCUAAGUGGUUUGUGUUCCAACUGUUGUCAUCCGCUCGCCGUCUCAUUCUCUCUUUGCAGAUUUAUGGAAACUAUGGAAUGUUCUGUGCCAUCCGUGUGAUGCUUCCACCCUCAUUUUCUUGCUGAAAAGAGACGGCUUGCUUUUUUUGUUCUUCUUUUUUCAUCCUACCCUUGCUUUUUGAACUGGCUGAUUAUUUGUUUUUGUUUUGAUCAGUUUCAUGUUCAUAUAUUCUGACUUCAUAGUUGUCUGCUUCCUUCUGUUGGUAAACUAA
Messenger RNA from Ixodes scapularis (black-legged tick), 3221 nucleotides. Its product is annotated as GTP-binding protein 2. Gene Ontology annotation, molecular function: GTP binding; GTPase activity; translation elongation factor activity. Bases 211 to 1890 code for a protein of 559 amino acids. Gene Ontology annotation, biological process: translational elongation. Lineage: Eukaryota; Metazoa; Arthropoda; Arachnida; Ixodida; Ixodidae. The record is from RefSeq and is a predicted model, not a curated record. The transcript has 10 exons.